AUAUAAUGAUUUUCACCUAUCAUAGUGUUUUAAACAUUGAUUUAGUCAUUUUUCUGUCAUAAUAAAAAAUGAUGUAGUUUUCAAAAGCAUACCAUUGGGGAGCCCUUGAAAUUCGCCGUUUAAUGAGGAAAGUUGAUAACAGGGUUUCUGGAAAACCAAGUCCUUGGUUUUUGAUCAGAAAAUUUUGAAACCCAUAUAGUCUGAUAGAGCAUAUAAUUAUGAGGAAAACAAGCUAUCUGCCGGUUGUGUGUAACGCGUUUUCACGCAACUGCUUACAAAUGGCUGCAAAUGGCGUGAAAAUUACCUAAACGCUCUGCUUAAAAAGCGUUACACAGAUAUGUGUGCGUUACGGGAGAUAGCUUGUUUUCCUCAUAAUUCUAUGCUCUAUCAGACUAUAUGAGUUUAAAAACUUUCUGACCAAAAACCAAGGACUUGGUUUUCCAGAAACCCUGUUAUCAACUUCCCUCAUGAAACGGCGAUAUGAACCUCAUCUGAUAGAAAAAUCUUCGGGCUACUCAAAACAGUAUUUAGAUUGGAUCCAGCUUUUAAUAAAAGUACAGAAAAAAAGAAGUUAUUGAGCUUAUGACACACUGACUGCAUAGAUAACAUCCAAACGCUUCUUUUUCAUAUCUUUAAUGACUGACCGCAUUUGUCUGGGUAUUCUCCCUAGCUCACUUUGUAGAGAAUUUCAAGGGCUCCCCAAUGGUAUGCUUUUGAAAACUACAUCAUUUUUUAUUAUGACAGAAAAAUGACUAAAUCAAUGUUUAAAACACUAUGAUAGGUGAAAAUCAUUAUAUCGGUCGAGUAUUUCGACUGCUGAUCCAUGUGGGAAUAUUUUUGAAAAGCCUAUUUAUAGCUCAUUUUGAAGCCCGUGAAAUUCUCUAUCGGACGAUAUAUAAAGAGAAGUGGUUAACGACAAACUGGCUGGACAAUAUAAGCGAUGAACGCUGUUGACCUAUGGAUUUGUGGAGGUCGGGGCUACUAUUUCUAGUGUUAGGACGCCCAGAUCCCAUUUGUUCUCAAUAUUCUAUAUAUCAUUUUGUAGCCCACGAAAUUCUCUAUCGAGUGAUGUACAGUAGUUGAGGUUUGCUUUGGGUAAAGAGAGGAAAUGGGGAAAAUAUUCUAAAUAAAGUUCAUUUAAAGGGAAAAAAGUUUGGAUGUGGAAUUAUUUUCAGGGGGGCUGAAAAUGGAUUUUUUGAGGUGCUAGUUUUAAUCACGGAGGAAAUUACAUCAGACUUGGGAAUAUGAGCUUGAUUUGAGAGAAGGCCGAUUUUGCCUCUUAGCGACCCCAGUCCUUUGAAUUGUUCAAAAAUUUUCUAUUAGAAUCAAUCCUGGCUGUCUUGUUCUUGGUCACAAUAAUCGUAGUACGGAGGUUCAGCUGUGAAAAACAAAAUGUUAAUGUUUUAGCAAGGUUUUUACGUCGGGUUGACUGCGAUCGGGCUAGUGACCUGAGUUGUACCAUUUCAAUAACAACAUAUUUAUCCCUCUCGUAUUUAUUUUCAGAUCGUUAAAUGUUUAGAUUGGAUAAUGUUAGGAUUGAAAAGAGUUAAAAUAUCAACAGCUGAAUUUCCCGUCAUUCGUGAUCCGCGUAAUACAGGAACGUCUGAUCCAGAAAAAAUGACAAUAAUUUUACAUGGUGAAUAUGACGAGUAUAAAUUAGAGUUGCACGAUCCAUGUAGUGCUAAAGAAAAUGAGGAAGAAAUCACAUUUAAAUUUAAAACAGUUCAUCUUGGAGAACUGAGAAAAAUUAGUGUUGAUCGUAAUCGAGAAUGGUAUUUAGAACGUAUUAUAAUUGAUGAUCCAAAAUCUGAAAAAAGUUUCUCGCUAGUAACGGUGAUGGUGCGUUCUGCUACCAAACAAAAUGGUUAUUAUUUUCAAUUGCACCAUGGUCAAAUUGAAACAUGUGCAUCGAGUCAACAUCGUCGAAUACCAAAUUUAGAAACAACUAUAAACAAACGAAUGAUCCGUGAAAUAACAGCAAUUGGUCAACUUGUUUUGUCAAAAACUCUUAAAGGUGGUCGUUUACCAACCGCUCUCGUUUCUGGUAAAUUACCAUGUUCAUGA
Molecule: messenger RNA, 2064 nt
Organism: Didymodactylos carnosus
Lineage: Eukaryota; Metazoa; Rotifera; Eurotatoria; Philodinida; Philodinidae
Source: the annotation of a GenBank genome assembly